AUGCCUAUUCAACGUUUUUUAAAUCCAGCUCAUACCGAAAUUAAAUACAAACAAUUACGAUUUUUAAUAACUGAUUGUCCCGAUGAUGAUUUAAUGACGAAUUAUAUUGAUGCAUAUCAAAAAUUCGGUGUGACAGCCGUUGUUCGUGUGUGUGAACAAAAUUAUGAUAAAACACCUAUUACAAAUGCUGGAAUGAAAUUUUAUGAUCUUGUAUUUCCCGAUGGCACAGCACCAGAUACCCUUGUUCGCGAAAAAUGGGUUAAUAUUAUUAAAGAAAAUAUUCGCGAAAAUCCAAAUAGUUGUAUUGCCAUACAUUGUGUUCAUGGUUUAGGACGAUCACCUGUAAUGGUCGCAUUGGCAUUGCGAGAAGCGGGCAUGUCAAAACAAGAUUGCAUCGAUUUAAUAAAAGCAAAACGUCGAGGAAGUUUUAAUUUACGACAAUUAGAAUUUUUACAAAAAUAUCGUCCUAAUCAUCGUUUAUCAGUUGAUAAACAAACAAUGUGCACUCUCAUGUAA
This is a messenger RNA of Didymodactylos carnosus, 516 nucleotides long. Lineage: Eukaryota; Metazoa; Rotifera; Eurotatoria; Philodinida; Philodinidae. The record is from the annotation of a GenBank genome assembly.